This is a messenger RNA of Letharia lupina, 1098 nucleotides long. RefSeq lists its product as uncharacterized. Bases 1 to 1098 code for a protein of 365 amino acids. The transcript is spliced from 2 exons. The record is from RefSeq and is a predicted model, not a curated record. Lineage: Eukaryota; Fungi; Ascomycota; Lecanoromycetes; Lecanorales; Parmeliaceae. Gene Ontology annotation, cellular component: mitochondrion. Gene Ontology annotation, biological process: protein methylation. Gene Ontology annotation, molecular function: nucleic acid binding; protein methyltransferase activity.
AUGCCCCGUCUCCCUACCUCCAUUAUACUCCGCGCUCGCGCGCUACAUCCACUCCUUCCUCUUCUCCUGCGCCCAUGUCGCGAUCUCUCCUCCGCGCGCAAUGAGCUGCGCUGGUUGCGCGAACAUGCCAUAGCUAAUCGAGAGGUCACUCUGACAAGUUCUGGCAGCAUUAAGACAUCAUGGCCGCAGCAUCUGUACCAGAUGUGUCGCUCACGGGCGAGAGGGAAGCCACUGCAAUAUAUCCUCGGAUCCCAGCCAUUCGGGGAGCUGGAGAUACUGUGUAGGAGGGGUGUUUUGAUACCGAGACCAGAAACAGAAAACAUAACCACCCACCUCGCCUCCCUCCUCCUCUCGCCCCCCUCUCGCCCCCAACAUCCCCUCCGCAUCCUCGAUCUCUGCACGGGCACAGGCUGCAUACCGCUCCUCCUGCACUCUCUCCUCGCCCCACGCACCCCAUCUCUCCACCUCCAUGGAGUCGACAUCUCCCCCGCAGCUCUAACUCUCGCAGCCAAGAACCUCUCCCACAACAUCACCAAGAGCCAGCUCCGAGCAAACGCCAGGGAGCAAAUCUCCUUUACCCACGGCGAUAUAUUCGCCGCGGGGGCAAAACCAUGGUGUGAAUCUAAAUGGGACAUCCUAAUCUCGAACCCACCCUACAUCUCUCCCUCCUCCUUCAAUGCCACCACAUCCCGCUCCGUGCGCAACUACGAGCCCAAAAGCGCGCUUGUGCCGUCGUCCGCUGAUCCCAUCGCUGGCAACCCGGAAUCCUACGCAGAUACCGGCGAUAGGUUCUACCCGCGCCUGCUGGAUCUCGCAGAGCGAGUCUCCGCGCGGGUGCUGCUGGUUGAGGUGGCGGAUAUGGAGCAAGCUGUGAGGGUGGGGGAAAUGGUGGUGGAGAAGGGAAGAGGGGUUUGGGAUGGGUGUGAGAUUUGGAGGGAUUGGCCCGCUGCAGGUGCGGAGGAAGGAGGGGAGGUGGUGGAGGUCAAGGGAGGGGAUGUCAGGGUGAGAGGUGAGGGCAAUGGGAGAGCAGUGCUGGCUUGGAAGGGAGAAGAUGGAGGAAGGAUGGUAGGGAAGAAAAAGGCCUCUGCUUCCGGGUAG